AAGGGACACUCACACGCAUUCGCCAUAGUCGUAGAUUGGCAAAGGGACAACAGGGGGGUUUUAAGCUUUGGGCAGAUAAGAACAUAGCACAAUGCUUUCCAUUCCAGGCCAACACCCGCAGCAACAGCAGCAGCAUCCGCAGCAUCCCCAGCAGCACCAUCCACAGCAGGUGCAUCCACAGCAACACAUGCAGCAACCCGGCUAUCACCCGCAGACACCACAGCGCCACAUCUCUCCAAUGAACGCGCGCGCGACCCCACAAACGCCUCACCAUCACCAAGUCCAAGUGCCCGGCCCUCACCCGCACCAUCCCCAGCCUGGAUACUACACUCCCGGCCCGACGCCGCGCCAACCACCGAUGCCUUCAGGAGCCGCCCCGCCCUCCGCGAAACGAUACAAGCCCAACCCAGCGAAUGCUCCGCACCCGGGGAGUGCUGCUGCCCAGGCUGCCCAGGCCAUCACCAUGAACGCUGUCGGCGGCGAUCCAAACAUGACGAUUGACGAGGAGGAGGACACCUCGCGGGGAGAUAUCCUCGACCAUCUCACGCCGCGCGAGAUCGCCCAGACGCGGUACACGCAGCAUCACGAGUGGAUGGAGGAGAUCAUUGGAUCCGUGUACCCCAUCAACCGGAUCACACCCGUAGAUCUCGGUCUCGGGCUCGUGGGCGAUCUCGAGAGCGUCACCCGCGGGCUUCUGGAUCCGCCGGUGUACCCCACGCCCAAGACACGGAGCAACGACCCAGUCAAGGAGGCGAAAGACCCCAAGGAGCUGCUCGCGAGCCUCAAAGCGAACGCCGUCGACAAGAUCAAGGCGCUGGAAGAGGAGAUGCGCGUCAUGGCCGAAACCCACGAGGCGCGCAUGAACAAGAUCAAAUCGACCGCCACCAUCUUCCGCGACGCCGAGUUUGAACUCCGCGGCGGUCUCGGCCUGGAGAACUACCUCCCAGGCCUGCACGUCCCGCACGCGACCGACGGCGACAGCGAUUCGGAGGACCCGUCCAGCUCGCUCGCACCCGCCGUUGCCGCCGGCACCGGCCGUCCAAUCCCCGACGUCAUCCGCGACGUCGAGGCAAAGACGGGCUGGAAGAUUGUCCCCGCGCAGCCUGUGGUCCGCUACGAACUCCCCGCCGAGGAAAUCAUCAAGAUGGGCGGCGUAGUCGCGCAGGAAAUCCAGCAGCACCAGCACCAUCCGCAGCACCACCCGCAGCAGCACGACACGGUCAUGGACGACGACGACGUGCACGCGCUCGACGACGACGACGCAGCCUUCAAACUCGACAUUCCCACGCCGCACACCAACGACUCUCCCGCUGCCGACGCUGGCCUCGAGAGCGCGGAUAAUACCGCCGGCGGAUUGCUCGAUGAGUUCCAGGCCACCCGCGACGACGAUGAUACGGCCCUCGAUGACGACGACGCUGUCCUCGACGAUACGAUCAUGGCGGACUUCCUCGAUGAUACAUUGAGUAAGCCGACGAGUCCGCACGGAGACCAAACCACCACCACCACCACCACCAUCGCACCGGAGCAGGCUGAGGAACUGUUUGCUAUGUCCCCCGGAACUGCGGGGGCUGGCGAUGGAGGCGGGGUUGCGCAGUAAUGGCCACAGUGAUAUCGAUACCUAGAACUACUCAUUUCCUUUUCCUUUUUCUUGUCCCGUCUGGU
Molecule: messenger RNA, 1662 nt
Organism: Tricharina praecox
Lineage: Eukaryota; Fungi; Ascomycota; Pezizomycetes; Pezizales; Pyronemataceae
Exons: 1
Coding region: 92-1597 (501 amino acids)
Source: RefSeq, a predicted model, not a curated record